ACGAUUCCAUUCCCUUCGCGUAUAAAUCGCAGCAAAAAAGAGAAAAAAAAAAAAAGAGAAAAGAAAGAAACAAAGAUCGCAUCGAGCACGAUAACAAAAAUGUGCCAAUACCCGAUUAUUGGCGUAUUGAUAUUGCUCUUGGGGCACAUCAGCGCGAGUCUAGCCUCGUACGAAGACUUGAGUUCCCUCGAGGUCUCUGACGCAUCCUCGUCGGCAAGCGCCUCUUAUGAGGCCAAGGAGUAUCAGGACGAUUACAAAGCGGCGCCGGUGUAUCGAAGAAACACCGAGAACUCGUACGAGGAUGGAGUCCCAUUGGUCCUGCCCCAACUGGACGACACGGUGGCGUACUGGGAAUCCAUUUACGGAACUGACGACGUCCCGGAAUUUGAGGAGCCGCCGGUGAUCGAGGGUGAGACGAUUUUCAUGGACAUGGACGACCUGGUGGAGGAUGAAGACCCGGAAACGAUCCAAGUGAAGCGCAACGCUUCGCCACCGAGAGGGCUUGGAGAAGAUUUCGUAGUAUCUCGACCCUCCGGGGACGCCGACUAUCAGACUCGAAUGGCGAGCACUAACCGGCCGGAAUUUUACGAUGCGAAGUCUCUGGGGGACUCUGAGAGUUCAACGGCGCUCAAGACCGAUAAAGACGGGCAGGUUUAUGGGUCUGAGGAUUCCGCGAGUGCGGUUUUUUCGUCGAGUUUUAAUCACGGCGUGAAAAGCACCCAGCGAUCGGAGUCGAGCAGUGCGGUUGGUAUGAGGGCUUCGCUUGAUAUUGAUAAUGAAAUGGAAAGUGCUUUGGAGUCUCCAGAGGCGUUUCGAGCUCCCUGGGAAGCCAGGUCGAUUAGAUCGAACAUGCAAAUCGAACCGUUGGGAAAUUCUAAGCGGAAGAUCAUGCAGGCGAAGAAGGACCUUGUCAGUUUAGCUGCCUCAGGCGCCAGCGAGGCAGAAAUAGCUGAAGCUAUGCAGAGGACAGUCGAGGCCAAGCAGGACCUCAUUGAUUCGGUAAUAUUUUCGACUAUCAGCACGGUGCAGAGCAGAAAGGCAUUUGUUGACUCUCUCGCGACAGACACUCAUCAACGAAAAUGUUGUUCGACUACAACCAGAUCGCAGAGCAGGAGCAGAAACUCGUCUCGAUCGGUUUUAAAUUCUACGCAUAAAAGAAUUCAGGCGAAAAAAGAUCUGCUCGAUUCAAUAACAUCCCCGCGAACAGAAAGUGUGGACGGUGACGAUCAAGAAUUAGGUUCCGCCCCCAUUGAUUUCGGGUUGAACAGUUUUUGGACAGAAAAUUAUCAGGGAAAUAGUCAAAUUAAUAGUAAUGUCGAGUCACAUGGAUCCCUUCAGUCCACUCUAGACUUAAAUCUAAAAGUACUUCAGGCGAAAGGGGAGUUGAUUCGCACAAUAGCUGAGGGAGGUAGUCAAGAGGAAAUUGAUGUUGCGAUAGUCAAAACACUCGAGGCGAAAAAAGACCUCCUGGAAUCAGUGGUGUCUAUUGGAACACAGGCUGUUGACAACGGAGCAACACUUUCGACUGUGUUGGACAUCGGAUUGGACAAUUUGUUGAACGAAGAUGACCAAGUAAUUAGUCUAGUUAUUACUAAUCGCGAAUCUCAUAUCUCAUUUCAAACAGUUUUAGAAUUAAAGCGGAAACUGAUUAGAUCAAAAAGGAACUUGAUCCGUAUAGCUGCUGCAAGAGGCAGUAAAUCGGAAUUAAUUGACGCACUAGUUAAGACGCUUGCUGCUAAAAGAGAUCUCCUCAAUUCAAUCCUACCUGCUGAAUUAGUGAACCUCGGGAAUGAAGAAGAAUCAGCUUCUCCUAGUAUUUGUUUUGGAUUAGAUACGAUUUUAAAUAGUGAUCACCAACAAAAUGGUCAAAUUUCUGCCAAUAUUCGGUCCAGUUUAGAUUCGAGAAAACAAUUGAUUCAAGCACAAGGGAAUUGCAUUAAAACAGCUCUGACGGGAGGAAAGCAAUCGGAGUUGAACAAUGCGUUCUUGGAAAUACUCGAAGCGAAAAGAGACCUACUGAACUCUGUGCUGGCUACCGGAGCACAGACUGUUGACAACGGAGAGACGAUUUCCGUGGUGUUGGACAUUGGAUUUGAUAGUUUAUUGAAUGAAGAUGACGACGUAAUUAGUAAGGUUGUUGCUCAUCUCCAAUCUCGUCUCUCACUUCAAACGGUUUUACAGUUGAAGCAAAAACUAAUUGAAGCGAAAGGGAAUUUGAUACGUACAGUUGCUGCAAGAGACACUAAAUUAGAGUUAACUGAAGCGCUUUUCAAAACGCUUGCUGCCAAAAAGGAUCUUCUCAAUUCGAUAAGCUUGGUGAACUUUGACGAUAGCGAAAAAUCAGCUUCUUCUAGUAUUGAUCUCGGAUUAGAUACUAUUUUGAGUAGCGAUUAUCAACAAAAUGGUAAAAUUUUGGCCGAUUUUCACUCCAUUUUAGAUUCGAAAAAAAAACUAAUUCAAGCAAAGGGGAAUUUGAUUGAAACUGCUGUGGCUGGCGGCAAUCAACCGGGAUUGAAUAAUUCGUUUUUGGAAACACUAAAUGCGAAGCAAGAUCUAGUUGAUUCAAUGAUAUCACCCUCAGGCAAGACAGGCGUUGAUAACGAAAAAGACUCCACUUCUGGUGCAAUAGAUCUUGGACUGGAUAGUUUUUCGAACGAGAAUGAUCAGGCAGCUGCUCCAAUUUUAUUAAAUCUCCGACCUCAAUCCUCAUAUCAGUCAAGGUUAGACGCUAAGCGAAAAAGAAUCGACGCAAAAAAGAAUUCGAGUUAUAAAACUACAUGUGAAAAUGGUAGAGCAGAUUUGUCCGAAGUAGUUACGAAAACACCCAAUUCUAAGCAGGAGCUGCUUGACACGACGCGAUCUACUGGAACGUGUCGUGCUACUAAAAAAUACUCCAACGCCGUUCGAAAGUCUACAAUGGAUAGUUCGUCGAACAGAAGUUUUAAAAACGAGGGAAAAAUUGUACACGCAAGUCGUCAAAAAAAUCAAGCAUCACGGCAAUCGGUAUCGAAUUCUAAGCGAAAAAUAAUUCAAGCGACGAAGAAUUUAAUUCAGCCAAUCAUUGCCGGUGGUUCUGAAACAGAAUUUAGUGAAGCGUUCAGGAAAACGCUUGAUGCUAAAAAAGAGCUUCUGGAUUCGGCCACAUCAACUAGAGUCGAGAUAGCUAAUAAUGCGAGGGACUCGUGUCGUGCGGAUUCCCUACAAUCACUCAUAAAUUUGAAGAGAAAAUUAAUUCAGACGAAAAAGGGUCUGCUUGACACAGUCACGACAGGAAAUAAUGCAGCCAAGGUCAAUGACGCACUUAUUAAAGCACUCAAUGCCAAGGAAGACCUAAUUGAUUCGAUAAUAUCACAAAACGAUGGCGAUUUAGUACCGGGUUUGACAAUUCAGAGUGAAGUUGAUGCCUCGUCAACUUUGAGGGACCUUAACUUAUCUGGGAAAUUGAAUAGCCAAACGGAAGUUACUGGUGAAACAACGACAAUUCAAAAUGAGGAAAACUCUGUUCAAUCGACUUCAACUGGAUCUAACAGCAUUAUUGUUGAAGGAGAAAUUGGAAUAUCGAGUUCUUCGAAUAGUAUUAAUCGUGGUAACGAUAUGUCGACGAAUGUGAACAAGAAAAUUCAAACUGAUGACCAGGACGCGGGCGAUUUACAAGGAAGUCUGUCGAUUGGCUAUAAUGAAGACAAUUUUUCGGCGAGCACAGGAAGCCUUGAGUUGUCAGGGAAAUUGAGUGGCGAAGUGGAAAUUACUGGUGGAACCACGAAAAUUCAAGGCGAAGGACGCCUUAUUCAGGCGUCAUCAAGCGGAUCGAGCAACGUUGCUGUUGAAGGAGAAAUCGGAAUAUCAAGUUCUUCGAAUGCCAUCAAUCAAGGAAACGGCACCUCUCUAAAUGUGAACAACAACAUUCAAACGGACGGUCAGGCCUUGAGCGACUUACAAGGGAGUCUGACCAUAGACUACAGCAGAAAUGACUAUUCGACAAGUUCGGGAAGCUGUGAGUUGUCUGGGGAAUUAGACGAUGAAGUGGAAAUCACUGGUGGAACGACGAAUAUUCAAGGUGAAGGAUACCUUAUUCAGUCGUCAUCAAGCGGAUCGAGCAACAUUGCUGUUGAGGGAGAAAUCGGAAUACCAAGUUCUUCCAGUGCCGUCAAUCAAGGCAACAACAUAUCUUUAAGUGUGAACAAGAAUAUUCAAACAGACGGUCAGGCCUCGAGCGACUUACAAGGGAGUCUGACAAUAAAAGGCGAAGGACGCCUUAUUCAGACGUCAUCAAGUGAAUCGAGCAACAUUGCUGUUGAGGGAGAAAUCGGAAUAUCAAGUUCUUCGAAUGCCGGCAAUCAAGGAAACGGCAUAUCUCUGAGUGUGCAGGAGAAUAUUCAAACGGACGGUCAGGCCUCGAGCGAUUCACAAGGGAGUCUGGCAAUAGGAUACACCGGAAAUGACUUUUCGACAAGCUCAGGAAGUAAUGAGUUGUCUGGGGAAUUAGACGAUGACGUGGAAGUUACCGGUGGAAUGACCAAAAUUCAAGGUCAAGGACGCCUUAUUCAGACGUCAUCAAGUGGAUCCAGCAACAUUGCUGUUCGGGGAGAAAUUGGAAUAUCAAGUUCUUCGAAUAUUAGCAAUCAAGAAAACGGCAUCUCUCUGAGUGUGAACAAGAACAUUCAAACAGACGGUCAGACCUCGAGCGACUUACAAGGGAGUCUGACAAUGGGCUACAGCAGAAAUGACUCUUUGACAAGUUCGGAAAGCUGUGAGUUGUCUGGGGAAGUAGACGGAAAAUUGGGAAAUACCAGCGGAACGACGAAAAUUGAAAAUCGAGGAAGUUCUCUUCAGUCGUCUAUAACUGGCGCCAGCAGUGUCGGUGUGUCGAGUUCUUCGAGUUUUGUUGAAAGUUCAAGUCAGAUAUCGCUAACUGCGAACAAGGAAAUUAAGACUAACGCGCAAAUUUCCAGAAAUCUGCAUACAAAUUUGGCAACAAAACAAAAUGGAGGUACUAGCGAAGCGCUCAAAGAAGAAGCGGUGAACGUGGUGAUGCAAGAAAGUCUGGAAAAUGCAAGUUCUUCAAGUGAAAACUCUGGAAAAAAGGUCAGUGAGCCAACGAACGUAGAAAUUGCGAGCAGUAGCAGUAGCGAACUCUCUGGUUCUUUCAACACCAAAAAUCAUUCAUCAACCAACACAGCUACAAGUAAUUCAGGAAUCGAAUCGUCAGUUGAAUUGGGAAGCUCGUUUGAAGCGAAAACGGAAGGUGGCUCGCAAUUAAUUGAUUCAGAAUGCGCGUUGGGACAAUGCGGAGUAAGCGGAAAAUUGCACGUCAACUUGAACGCUGGGAGUGCAAUCAACGUCCAAAGUGAGAUCUUCCCAGCGGUGUGUCUUGCAGAGCCCACACUCUCACUGAAUCUCCAAGAUGAGGAUCAAAUUUUACACAAUACCGAAAUCGAAUUGCAAGAAGACGUGGAGCAGCAGGAAUUGAUCCAAGAAGGAAACAACGAAUAUGCUGACGAACAUGUUGAAUCAAUGCCGGACACUAACGGACAGCUGCUCACUAGCGACAACGAUAAUCAAUCGAACAUUGGCCGAACGUAUUACGGAGAGAAUACACAAUACUCCACAGGUGGUGGCAUUUUUUCCAACGCUCAUCACCGCCUCAUAAACUUGGACGUGAACUGCACUGGAAAAACUGCGUUCAUGAACCCCGAGUGUCAGCAGUUGAACGCAAACCUGGGACAUCCACGAGAUUCAAGCAUGUCAAUCACCCUCCGAACCGUCAAAACGUACUUAAGCCACGGACAAGAGCUUGCGCAAGAAAUGCAGAAUCGUGCUAAGUGGCUCUGCGAAGAAGGUUUCAUCCCAAAACUUCAUACACCGGCGAUGCUUCACCUCCUCAACAGCUUGGCAACUGAAAAUACGGUGGAAAUCAGUCAAAAGUCAGAGUUCUCUUUGUUUGGUACAAAACUUCUGCAACGUAGACUAUCCUCAGAUUUCGAUGUGACGCCAAACACUUUCCUCGAAUUCCUCCAGCAUCACGCGUUCCGCGUGAUUGGAACCGGGCUUUGCUACGUUCGUCCAAAACGCUGUCCGACUAACCAGAUGUACAGAACUUUCGAUGGGUCCUGCAACAACCAGAAACACCCCACUUGGGGACAGACUAAUACAGCAUUCGCCAGGGUUCUUCAAUCCCGCUAUUCUGACGGAGUACAUGAACCGCCGAAGAGUGUCACUGGAGAGGAUUUGCCGAAUCCACGCCUGCUGAGUGUUCAGUGCUUUUCGCAAAACGGCGUAAGCGAUCGAAGACUGACUUUAGCCGUUGCUCAGUGGGGUCAAUUGCUCGCACACGAUACGGCUAUGCAGACGCCCGACCAAACCGCCAAGGGUGGGAUACGGUGUUGCGCUGAUGGUAAACAGCUCUCCAAAAGUCUGCAGCAUCACUCUUGUCUCCCGAUAGAAAUACCGAAGAAUGACGAAUUUUAUUCACGAUUUGGAAGUGAGUGCAUGGAGUUCGUGAGGUCGAUGACAGUUUCGAGGGAGGAUUGCAGUCUAGGACCAGCCGAGCAAAUUAACACGGUGUCCAGCUAUUUGGACGCUUCGCAGCUCUACGGAUCGGACAAGGAAACUGCCGAUCGGCUCAGAGCCUUCGAAGGAGGUAGACUGAAGGUGUCCAUUAGACGGGGGCGCGAACUUCCACCCGUAAUGACGAAUCGUUCACGCUAUUGCGAUGUAAUGAGUCCAUCGGAGGUCUGUUAUCUAGCAGGAGAUGUCCGGGUAAAUCAAGUCCCUCAUCUGACUGCAUUGCAAAUAUGUCUUCUGAGGGAGCACAACAGAAUAGCGGACGAGUUGCAGCGCCUGAAUCCGCACUGGGAAGAUGAACGCGUAUUUCAGGAGACCAGGAAAAUCGUGAUCGCUGAGUACCAGCACAUCACUUACAGCGAGUGGCUUCCAGUUGUAAUCGGAAAGAAGUAUUGCCAGAGAUACGGACUGACGCCACGAAACCAGGGCGGGAUGUCGCGGGCUUAUGAUCCACGUGUCAGAGCAACGACGAUCAACGGCUUCACCACGGCAGCUUAUCGCUCAUUCCACUCGAUGUUGGACGGACAUAUCCAUCUCUGCCCGGCAAGCAGGGAGAUAUCGCACACUCUCCGUCUGAGCAACCAUUACUUCCGUCCUCAGGUCAUAGAGCGAAAUGACAAUCUGGAUGAUCUAAUUAGAGGACUGGUAACUCAGCCGAUGCAAAAAUCCGACAUCAAUUUCGACCCUGAGAUUACCGAAUAUUUAUUUCGGUCAAGGAGCGAGUUUGGCCUGGAUUUGGAAUCGCUCGAUAUCCAGCGUGGCAGAGACCAUGGCAUUCCAGGUUACAAUCGUUAUCGUGAAAUAUGCGGACUGACAUAUGCGACCGACUUCGACGAUCUACGCCGGGAAAUUCCGCUCGAAAACAUCAACAAGCUGAAAAAAGUCUACGCUCACGUAGACGAUAUCGAUUUGAUAGUCGGUGCAGUGAUGGAGAGAAAACCUCCUGGUAGCAUUCUUGGUCCUAUUGUCAGAUGCCUCCUUGGCGAGCAAUUCUACAGGAGUAGAAUCGGCGACAGAUAUUUUUAUGACAAUGCCGAUCAGCCGCAUUCCUUUACUCCAGAGCAAUUCGAGGAAAUCAAGAAGGCAUCCCUUGCCAGACUUUUAUGUGACACAGGUGAUAAUAUAGAAGAAAUUCAACCAGAACCUUUCAGAUUAAUUGCAUUCAACAAUCCUCUGACAUCCUGCUCUGCUCUGCCACGACUUGAUCUUUCUCUGUGGCAAGAGACAGAGUGCAGUUAGAGAAGACAUUUUGUCAUCCAGUCGAUCGUGUCGAUUGUGUCAAUAUGUAAAACUAAAAAUAUGUAGCAAGAUAUAAUAUAUUAUAUACAUAUAUAUACGAAUAUCGUACAUUUUUGUUUAUUUGUAUACAAAUUAGAUAUUACGUGAUUUAUUAU
Molecule: messenger RNA, 7958 nt
Organism: Neodiprion fabricii
Lineage: Eukaryota; Metazoa; Arthropoda; Insecta; Hymenoptera; Diprionidae
Exons: 14
Coding region: 100-7803 (2567 amino acids)
Biological process (GO): response to oxidative stress
Molecular function (GO): heme binding; peroxidase activity
Source: RefSeq, a predicted model, not a curated record